Messenger RNA from Owenia fusiformis, 1676 nucleotides. Lineage: Eukaryota; Metazoa; Annelida; Polychaeta; Sabellida; Oweniidae. The record is from the annotation of a GenBank genome assembly.
UUAUUGUUCAAACUAUGCAAAUACAGUUAUCUGUAAAUAUUUGAACAUUUGCGAUAAACCUGACUUUAAAGCAACAAAGACAAGACAACCCAAUGUAGUUCAUUAAUAUUUGUGUAAAGGAAAAAAGUGCAAUAUCAUGCUUACGUGUAAAUUAGACAAUGUGAUGAUAAUGAAAUAUAGGAGCUAUAGCUAGGCAGAAUACAAGAGCACUUAGAGCAUAACUGCAUCAACACUUUCAGGUAUUACAGAAGCACUAUCGACAAAAUGGAUGAAGCUACACUUGACCAACUUUCUGCAAAGUUUGCCCAAAAAUUAGAAGGGGAGCAUGUGUUUAGAGGUGUACUCCAUCAUAGUGUUAUGCUCACUGAAGGAACAGAGGAGCAAAAGAAAUUUGACAGCCUGCAAAUGUCUGCAAAUGACUGUAUUGUAGCUACAUAUCCAAAAUCUGGGACAACGUGGAUGCAAGAAAUAGUAUGGCUGAUCUACAAUGGCGUGGAUAUAGAAAAAGCUAAGCAGAGCCCGCUAGACGAACGAUGCCCAUUCAUGGAGAUAGCCCCAAAAAUUGAUUUCAUUACAGAUAUGCAAAGUCCAAAACUCUUAAAAACACAUCUUCUUCACCUUGGAUUACCUACUAGUUUUCUGAACAAAUCAAAUGACUCGAGACCAAGGAUUGUAUAUGUAGCCAGAAAUCCAAAAGAUGUUGCGGUUUCCUUUUAUCAUUUCUAUCGUUCUAAUAAGAGUCUCGGGAAUUUUAACAGGGGAUGGAAUGAAUUUUUUGAAAUGUUUAUUUCUGGGUAUGUUGUCUUUGGCGACUGGUUUAGUCAUGUGAUCACAUGGUACGAAACUGCGAAAAAAGAUUCUACGAUCUUGUUCAUAAAGUAUGAAGAUAUGAAACGCAACUCUUUGGAAGAGAUCAGUAAAAUUGCCAAAUUCCUUGGCAAAGAUAUCAGCACUGAAAUGCUUGAAACUUUGUAUGAUCAUACAAAAUUUGAAAGCAUGAAGAAAAAUCCCAUGGUCACUUUUGCUAAAAACCCAAGCAUUGAUAGUUCAAUUUCACCAUUCCUGCGCAAAGGAGAAAUCGGUGACUGGAAAAAUUAUUUCACUGUUGCUCAGAAUGAACGUUUCAUGGACAUUUACAACGAAAAAAUGAAAGACACAGAUCUGUCAUUUCAAUUUGAGUAACAGUGUACUCCUAAAAAUGUAUGAGCAAUUGGUGAGAGAAAUUUUGAUAUUAACAUAUUAUGUGACAUAGAACAGGCAUAAGAUUCAUGACAUUUGGGGAGAGAGCAUUUUUGAUAAAAUUGAUUGACUACUGUAGCAUGGAAGCCCAUUCAGAUACAGUUUAGUUUAGCUUAUUUCAAACAAAGGCCCAUAGUUUUCCAAAAAAUACAAUACAUCUUUACUACAAUUUAGUAGCUGCUGACUUAAAUGCUCUUUACAAAUACAUGUAUGUUGUUGAGUUUUCAAUUUUCACAUUUUAUGUGGAUAUAUUUACAUGAUAUUUUAGUUCAAAUUUUCACAUUUUCAUGUGGAUAUAUUUAUUGUAACUUGAUAUUUUUGUUCAAAUUUUCACAUUUUUUUAUGUGGAUAUAUUUAUAUGAUAAUGUAGUUCAAAUCACCACAUGUUCAUGUGGACACAUGAUGAUAUUGUAUUUCCUGAUAUUGUAUUUCAUUGC